Neurospora crassa OR74A is the source of this 783-nucleotide messenger RNA. RefSeq lists its product as hypothetical. The coding region runs from base 1 to 783 and encodes 260 amino acids. The record is from RefSeq and is a predicted model, not a curated record. Lineage: Eukaryota; Fungi; Ascomycota; Sordariomycetes; Sordariales; Sordariaceae. The transcript has a single exon.
AUGUCAGACGUUCACCUGUAUGACGAUAACACAAGAACCGCCUCAUCAAGGAUGAACGCGACCGUUGUGUGGAAGCGAUAUCAUACAGCAAUUCAACCAAGCGGCUGGACCAUCCCCGUAGCGGUGUUGUGGUUUUCGCCGGCCUCCCGAGCGCCGACGCCAGUCUCCUAUCUCAACACCACGCGACUCCAAGUCCAGCGCGAUCUAAGUACAACUGAUGAUGUCCUUUCACGUAGUCAUCGGUCUUUCUUCAGCCCCGUCCUCUCGCAUCCAUCAAGAACAACCCCGGCGCCGACGACUCUUCGAGCAACCGUUCUUUUCACGGCAAACAGCACGGCAGGCGACACCUAUACCAUCUCAACCCUCGGCCACGCGAGCUGCCGGAGGUUGACUGGCAACGGUAGAAUCGACGCGUUCUAUGACAGACAAGACAAGCUACCGCGGGCAAAUAUCAUUGUACCUAUGGAGAGUGACUUCGGCAAGCGCUCGCAAGUAGAAGGCGUUACUGACGCCUUUCAGUCGUCGAUGACUUUCAUGCCUGGGAGUUCACGCUACGAAGGAAGCAAGAAGUCAGUGCUUCGUCCUCUCACGUCUUUGGCAACGGUUGACCACCUGAUUCUGGCGGUUAUACAGCUUCGACGACCGUGUGAGAGCCACCGAGAUAGUAAGGGUUUGGGAUCGACAAGAAUGGGUAAUCCCACGGUCGAAGAGGAGGCGUCUCAGGGAGUGACCUCAAUGACUGGUUCCGCUGGUAUCACGAUCACUGCUAACGAGGAAUUUUAA